AUGGACAAUGAAAAGUUAACUGUUGUUAAAGAGUUGCAUAGACAGGCUAGAAAAAAUUAUCCUCGUCGAAAAGUUCAAAUGCGUGGCAUCGAUGAAACCUGGCAAGCAGAUUUGGUUGAAAUGAUACCUUAUUCUUAUUCUAAUAAAGGUUUCAAAUACAUGCUCACAGUUAUAGACAUAUUUUCCAAAUAUGCCUGGGCUGUAGCUGUAAAGAGUAAGAAUGGAAAGGACAUUUCUCUAGCCAUGAAAACUAUUCUAAAGCAAGGCAGAAUUCCAAAAAAUUUGCACACUGAUAGAGGAAAAGAAUUUUACAAUUCUGAAUUUAAGAGUUUAAUGCAAGAAUUUAACAUUAAUCUCUAUUCUACCUAUACUUACAAGGCAAUUAAUUACAAAUGGAUAAAUCUUUUACCUACGCUCAUAUCAAAGUACAAUAAUAAAAAGCAUCGUACUAUUGGUAUAAAACCCAAAGAUGUUACCGUAGAAGAUACAAGAGAACUGCUGAGACGUAUCCGAUAUACUCCCAACUGGACAACGGAAAUAUUCACUGUAGACCAAGUCAAAUCGACAAAACUAGUUACAUACAAGCUGAAAGAUUACCAAAAUCAACCCAUCGAGGGUGGUUUCUAUGAGGAAGAACUGGUGAAAGUCCAGUAUCCAGAUGUUUACCUUGUUGAGAAAGUCCUGAAAACUCGUGGUAAUGAUGUCUAUGUAAAAUGGCUUGGAUUUGAUAGCUCGCACAAUAGUUGGAUAAAAAAAUCUGAUAUGUAA
Molecule: messenger RNA, 768 nt
Organism: Leptopilina heterotoma
Lineage: Eukaryota; Metazoa; Arthropoda; Insecta; Hymenoptera; Figitidae
Exons: 3
Coding region: 1-768 (255 amino acids)
Biological process (GO): DNA integration
Molecular function (GO): nucleic acid binding
Source: RefSeq, a predicted model, not a curated record